This is a messenger RNA of Cryptococcus amylolentus CBS 6039, 1839 nucleotides long. RefSeq lists its product as hypothetical. The record is from RefSeq and is a predicted model, not a curated record. The transcript is spliced from 8 exons. Lineage: Eukaryota; Fungi; Basidiomycota; Tremellomycetes; Tremellales; Cryptococcaceae. Bases 60 to 1694 code for a protein of 544 amino acids.
AUUUUGUUGAUAUCCACGGCAUCCUACAAUCAUCUCAACAGCAUAUACCGACUUCGACUAUGACCAUCGAUAACUGGAAGCUCGCCGUAGAGCGCAAACUCCAACGCCGUAACGCGUUGUUCCCCAAGGAUUAUAUCAUCCCAGCUCAUCAACUCCCCGAUCGCUUCACUACCGAUGUCACAGAAAUCCCCAAGUUGCACCUUUCCGCCCUGGAAACAGAGAUCACUGAGCUUGAUGACUGCGACAGGCUGCUCAGUAAUAUCGCCAGGGGUGUCUGGACGGCCAAGCAGGUGAUGGUAGCGUUUUGCAAGAGAGCUACUAUGGCGCAUCAGCUGGUCAACUGCCUUAAUGAGGUCUUUUUUGAGUCGGCACUAGCGCGGGCCGACGAGCUCGACAAUAUACUGGCUACAACUGGCCGAACAGUUGGUCCCCUCCAUGGCCUGCCCAUCUCCAUGAAAGAUCAGUUCUGCUUGAAGGGCCAUGAAACGGCGUGCGGCUAUGUUCACUGGCUCGACCAGCGCAACGAGGAAGACAGCGUGCUCGUUCAAAUACUGUACCAACAAGGCGCGAUUCCUUUCGUAUCGACCAAUUUGCCGCAGAGCAUGCACCGAGUGGAGACCGAGAACAACAUCUAUGGUCGAACAGAUAACCCGUUCAACCGGGCAUUAACAUGCGGCGGAAGUUCCGGAGGAGAAGGCGCUCUUGUUGGUAUACGUGGAUCAUGCGUCGGCGUGGGGACGGAUCUUGGAGGCUCGAUCCGAGUACCAGCUGGUUUCCAAGGUCUAUACGGCUUGAGACCAUCAUUCCACCGCAUCCCUUAUUACGGCGCGAAGAACUCUCUUCUCGGCUUCGAAACUCUACCUUCCGUUGCUGGGCCAAUCAGCACUAGCUUCUCCGGCCUCGUCAACUUCACUAAAGCUGUAGUAGACGCAACCCCUAGUCUGCUCGAUCCAGAGGUCCUAGAUAUGCCGUGGAAGGAGUUGAAAUUCGCCAGUGCGAGUACCGGUCCAAAGGCGUUUGCUGUCAUGUGGAAUGAUGGGGUUGUCAAGCCUAAUCCACCCAUCCGGCGCGCUUUGGAGGAGACAGUGCGGAAACUUCGAGCUGCCGGGCAUGAAGUGAUCGACUGGGUACCGUGCGACUAUACAUACGCAGGCCAGAUCGCGUAUUCCCUUGUCACGAGUGACGGAGGACACGAUGUCCGCACCGCGUUGGAGUUGUCGGGCGAGCCAAAGCUGCCGAGCCUACACAAGGCAUCGGAGAUGAUAUCGACGUACGAGGAAUGGCAGGUGAACAAGCGCAAGUUGGCAUACCGAAAGCGACACCUUGAUCACUGGAACGCUACUUCAGCUCGCACGAGCACUGGUCGACCGAUAGACGCCAUCAUCUCUCCUAUUGCUCCUUACGCAGCACCUCCACAUGGAGAGAACACAUAUGUUGGCUACACCGCUAUAUGGAACUUCCUCGACAACGUCGCAGCCGUUUUCCCAGUGACCAAGGUCGACCCAGUCCGCGAUGCGGUGCCGAUAUCGACCGGCGAACCUCUCAGUGAACUCGACGCGAUACACGCAGCCAGCUACAGUCCCCAACGAUAUGAGAAUGCGCCUGUCUCCCUGCAGAUUAUCGGGCGUCGGCAACACGAAGAAGAGGUUCUCGGUCUGCUGAAACAGGUGAUGACAGCAAUCAAAUGUACAUAGGGUAUUUAUAGCGCUUCAAAUCAAUCUUCAUAUCAUGCAUUGUAGAUGAGUACUUGCAUCGUAUCCAAACGGGUCUCGGAGACACAGCACUUCUGGUGGAUUGCUAAGGUCGCUGAUGACGGCAAGGUCAAGCGAUGAGCUUCAG